Molecule: messenger RNA, 912 nt
Organism: Salvia miltiorrhiza (redroot sage)
Lineage: Eukaryota; Viridiplantae; Streptophyta; Magnoliopsida; Lamiales; Lamiaceae
Product: ubiquitin-NEDD8-like protein RUB2
Exons: 3
Coding region: 271-735 (154 amino acids)
Biological process (GO): protein ubiquitination; modification-dependent protein catabolic process
Cellular component (GO): cytoplasm; nucleus
Molecular function (GO): protein tag activity; ubiquitin protein ligase binding
Source: RefSeq, a predicted model, not a curated record
GAUAUUAAUCAAAUAAAAUUAAUUUUAAUAAUAAUAAGAUCUUCGCAAAAUUUCAAUCUAUUUAAAUAAAAAUAAUAAUAUUAUAAUUUUUAUAAUAUUAAAAUUAAUCCUCGAAAGUAAACUACCAUGACAAGAAGAUCACUAAAUCGUAGAUAAAUAAAUAAAAAUUGAAUAUAUAAAUAAGGUGAGGUUGGGAGAGAAAGAAAAUCUGAAUUUGGUGGUGGCAAUCAGCUGAAAGAGCAGUCUCACAGCGCAAGAGCAACAUAAAGGAUGCAGAUAUUCGUCAAAACCCUAACUGGAAAGACGAUUACGCUCGAGGUUGAGAGCAGCGACACCAUCGAUAAUGUCAAGGCCAAGAUUCAGGAUAAAGAAGGCAUACCUCCCGACCAGCAGAGGCUAAUAUUUGCUGGUAAACAGUUGGAAGAUGGUCGGACCUUGGCAGAUUACAAUAUCCAGAAAGAAUCAACACUUCACCUUGUUUUGAGACUCAGGGGAGGUACUAUGAUCAAGGUUAAGACCCUUACUGGGAAAGAAAUUGAAAUCGAUAUCGAGCCAACUGAUACAAUCGACCGAAUCAAGGAAAGGGUUGAGGAGAAAGAAGGAAUUCCUCCGGUGCAGCAAAGGCUCAUUUAUGCUGGCAAGCAGCUUGGAGAUGACAAGACUGCCAAAGACUACAAUAUCGAGGGCGGAUCGGUUCUUCACCUUGUCCUAGCCUUGAGGGGUGGCUCUUUCUAAUUGCAGAACUUUAGAAAUUGUUCUGAAUAGCAAUUUAUAAACUAAUUCCCUAUGCUGUGUGUUCUUCUCAAUCAACAUUGCUAUUAAAUAUUGCGUGGAUUUGAGUUAUUACUUUGCUAAUUUGACGACAUUGAGAGACUUAUUUUGCUAUGAAUCAAGAUUGUUUCUGCAGAUCAA